Molecule: messenger RNA, 24016 nt
Organism: Coregonus sp. 'balchen'
Lineage: Eukaryota; Metazoa; Chordata; Actinopteri; Salmoniformes; Salmonidae
Source: the annotation of a GenBank genome assembly
AUGACAGACGUGGAGCUGAUGAAGAGGAUGUUACGGGCGGUGCUGACAGCCAAUAAGAACGGGCCCGGGGUGUCUUUGUCUCGCCUCCAGUCUGAGUACAAGGCUCUGACCGGUGAACAGAUCCCUCAUAAACAGAUGGGUCAUGCCAGUCUGGACGCCCUGCUGCACAGCAUGCCCAGCGUGGUCCGUAUGGAACGCAACCGCUCUGGGGAGGUGAGGAGAGAGUGUACAUACACACACACACACUCACACACACACACACACACACACACACACACACACUCACACACUCACACACUCACACACUCACACUCACACUCACACUCACACUCACACUCACACUCACACUCACACUCACACUCACACACAUACAAACUCAUGAAUGGAUGGAUGGAUGGAUGGAUGGAUGGAUGGAUGGAUGGAUGGACGGACGGACGGGUGGAUGGAUGGAUGGAUGGAUGGAUGGAUGGAUGGGUGGAUGGAUGGAUGGACAGGUGGAUGGAUGGACGGACGGACGGGCGGGCGGGCGGGCGGAUGGGUGGAUGGAUGGAUGGAUGGAUGGAUGGAUGGAUGGAUGGAUGGAUGGAUGGAUGGAUGGAUGGAUGGACAGACGGACAGGGAGACAAACAGCAUGAGGAGAAAACAUACACACUGAGACACAAACACAUAGACGGACGGAUGGACACACACACAUACUAACACACACACACAAACACACACAAACACGCACAUACACACACAUACACUCCAGUGGCUGGCUAAAGAUAAUGAAUGUAUCAAAAGUUAUCUCUAUGAGACAUCAAAGUAAUUAAAGCAAUGAUGCUGAAUGAUUAGCAUCCUGCUGGUGUGAGAUAAUGAGUGUGCCCUGUGGUGUGUGCACGUCUGCGUGUCUCCUCUUGAUCCUCUCCAGAUGGUGUGUUUCGCCUCGGUCUCCGGUGAGACGGCCCACGUUGCCAAACUGGUGGCCAAACAGCGUACCUCCAAGAAGACUGGACGACCCCAAAUUGUCAGCUGUCAGAUGAGGGUCAAACCGACGGCCCCUGUCGUCCUCAACGGUAGGGUGUGUGUGUCUGUAUGUGUGUGUGUGUCUGAAUGUGUGUGUGUGUCUGUUUGGGCGAGGUAUUUGUCUGACUGCCUAAUCCAUAUAAUUUUUCCAUAUCGAGUGGCUGUGGAUCAGACUUUCCUGGACCCCUCUUCCCCACAGCUAAAGGUCCCAAAGCUUCUGCGCAUGUGCGGGAUUCUCUACUUUACGCACAGUCUCUGCUCUACGCGUAGAGAACAGGCUACUCUGGCGAAUGGUGCUCGUUUAAUAAAGUUAGAUCAAAGCUGAGUCAAUGAUGCAAGAUCACAUCAUGAUAGUAUUCUACAUAACAGAACUGAAUAUAAUAGCAGUGUAACAUUACUGUAAGACAAAAAAGACCACCUAAUUUCUGAUGAGAAUUUAGGAUGAUUGUGCGUCGCAUUUUUCUCUCAUGUGGCCAAAACUGAACAGUUCGCGCCACUAGGCAAAAAAUGUGCUUUGAUUGAAACUAAACACAGGUAGGCUAUCCUACAGUCUGUUAACAGCAUCUGCUCUAAUCCGCUCACUGUACAUCAUUCAAAACAACACUGUAGGCUACUUCGAAACAACACUGUAGGCUACUUCGAAACAACACUGUAUAACUCAAGAAGAUCUAAAUGCAAAUCCCAAUGAAACUGAUUGAGAUCAAAUGGUUGGUAUGCAGAUGACGUAUCAUUCACUAUUGACAGGGAGAAAUGUAAAGGGAAGGCGACCACAACAAAUUGUGCGUAAAGUAGAGGGAAAUGAACGCAUGUGCAGAACGUGAUUCAGGACGGGGGUGGGACGGGGUGGUUACCUAUGGAACCGCAGCCUCAGCCUUUUCCAUAACCACCAAACCUAUAGAAAGGCAUAUUGGGUCUUAUCUGAGCAGGGCUGCCUUUCUUUGUCUCUGUAUGUACCUGCUAUUGUAUUAGCAGAGAUCCAAUCCUUUUGAAACUGAGAUUUCACCUCAUACUGAUCCCAUGGAAUGCCCCCUUUUGGAACGAAACCGGUGAACAUGCAAUUAACUCUUAUCAAAUUACACUUGAGCUUGAUUGUAGAAUGAGUCUGAACUCAAUUCCCUACCCACGUUUGCAAUGGGACCGCACUGGGCACACACUGGUUGAAUCAAUGUUGUUUCCACAAGGAAGGGAGAGAGAGUGGGAGGGAGAGAGAGAGAUGAAGCGGAGAGAGAGAGGGGGGGGGGGAAAGAAUAAAUUUUUUAACCAACGUGGUAAUUGAUGACUCUUCCCCCAGUGGGAAAAGCGUUUUGGGACAUGGUUUUUUAACAAGUGUUACGGGGGAAAGUUUUUUAAGAAGAGGUUAAGGAAAUGAAAGAAGAGUUAAAUUUUCCCCUGAAAUUUGUAAUUGAUUAUCUUCCUUUUGAACGUGUAGUUUUUUACUCUAACAGGUCUUGGGGUUUUUUGGGUUUUUUUCGAACGAAUGGUCCCAUUGUAAGAAUAAAAUUGUACAAGUAGUUUCCACACCAAAAUUUGUCGGACAACCCCAAGUCCUUCCAGGGUAAGUUCGGGAAAAAAGAGGGUUGCUAACAGGGCAAAGGGGUGGGUUUUUGUCGAAAAGGGGAGAGGGGAAGAAAAAAGGGGAAAGGGAAAGGGAACAACCAAAAAUUUGGAAAAAAGGGGGGAAGAAGGGGAGGGGGGGGAGGUAAAAGGGGGUUUAUUUAAAAGAAGGUUUUAAAGCAAAGGGGGAGGGGGGGAAGGGGGAAAGGAAGAGAAAAGGGGGGUUUGGGGGAUUUUAGGGGAAAACGGGGGAGGGGGGAAAGUAAGAUGGGGGGGGGGGAAGGAGUAAGCGGGGGAAGAAAGGGUUAUAACUGAAGCAAGGAGGAAAAGGGGGGGGUUUUUAAAGGGGAAAAGAUGCUUUGCUUUUUUUUUCUCUUUUCCCCCUUCUUUUCCCUUUUUUUUCCCCUUUUUUUUCCCUUUUUUUUUUCCCCCUUUUUUAUCUUUUUUUUUUUUUUUUUGUUUUUUUUUUUUUUCCCCCCCCGACUAAAUUCCCCCCCGCGGGCGGGGGGGUAAGAAAGAUAAGCAAGGGGAGGGUUUUUUUUUGGGGGGGAAAUUUUAUUUCGUAAUUCUCAAACUUUUUUUUUUCUAUUUCCCUUCAAUGAGCUUAAAACCCCUUUUUUUUUUGUUUUUUCCCCCCCCUUUUCUCUUUUUUUUCCUUUUUUUUUCCCCCCCCCCCUUUUUCCCUGCCCUUUCUUCCCUUUUUCCCUCUCCUUUUCCUCCUUUUUUUUUUUUUUUCUUUCUCUUCCCCCUUCCUCCUCUUUUUUUUGUUUUUCCCCCUUUUUUGGGGGUUUUUUUUUUUCCCCUUUUUCCUUUUGGAAACCUUCUUUUGGGUUUUUCUUUCUCUCUUCCUCUCUCCUCCCUCUCCUCCGUCUCUCUCCUUUUCCUCUCUUCUCUCCUCUCUUUUUCUCUCUUCUCUUCUUCCCUCUCCUUUUCCUUUCCUUCCUCCUCCUUUCCUCCCCUCCUCUCUUCUCUUUCUUUCCUCCCCCUUUCCUCCUCCCCCCUCUCUCCUUCCCUUCUCUCUCUUUUCCUCCCUCCUCUUCUUUCCCCCCUUUCUCUCUUUUCCCCCUCCUCCUCUUUUUUCUUUUUUCCCCCUUCCCUCCUUUUUCCUUCUCCCUUCCUCUGCCUUCUUUUUUUUCCCCGCUCUCCCCUCGCGUGGCCUUCUUUUUUCCUUGUCGGCUCUCUCCCGUUUUUCCCUUUCCCCUUCCCCCCGGCGAACCGGCUUUUGGAACAACGGGCGGGGUUGCUGUUUUCGCAUCCCCAAGCAGAGCCUCUGUUUAAAUCUCCCCCUUCCAUCUACUGAACGGGUUUUACACGCUAGAAAUAUUUAUCCUUUCCCGAAAUCCAAAAAAAUGGGCUCUGGGUUUUUCUAUUCACUGUUCUGUCCUGUCUUGCCACCGCCGGUGUCGGCCUCGCCCCUCAACCUUGUCCUAACUAUCACUGAUUUUUUCGUUGUGAGACAACUGCCACAUUCGGUAAUAGCUGGACUAAAGUUCUGUAAAAGGAGUGGGAUAGGGGGCUCCGGCUGCUGUGGAAGGCUUAAGGUGGAGUAGUGUGGGGUGUGUGGAUUAAUAGUUGGUUGUGUGGAAUAAUGAGUGGGUGGGUUGGAUGGGUGGAGUUUUGGUGGAGUGGGGUUUUUGGGUUGUUAAGUAGUUUUUUUUUUGGGGGGGGGGUGGUGUUUUGGGUUGGGAUUUUAGUGUUUUGGGGGGUUUGGGGGUGUUGUGUGGUGGGUGUUUGGGUUGUUGUGGGGGUGGUUGGGUGGGGGUUUUUGGUUUCCGGGGUUUCUUGGUUCUUUUUUUUGGGUUUGGGGGGGUGGGGGGUUUUUGGGUUUUUUUCUUUUUUUGCAUUUUUUUUUGUUUUUUUGUUUUUUGUGUUGUGUGGGGUUUUUUUUUGUUUCUUUUUUUUGGUUUUUUGUUUUUUGUUUUUUUUUUCUUUUUUUUUUUUUUUUUUUGUUUUUUUAUUUUUUGUUUUUCUUUUUUUUCUUUUUCUUUUUUUUUUUUUUUAAUUUUUUUUUUUUUUUCUUUUUUUUUUUCUUUUUUUUUUUUUUUUUUUUUUUUUUUUUUUUUUUUUUUUUUUUUUCCCUUUUUUUUUUUUUUUUUUUUUUUUUUUUUUUUUUUGAGUGGAAAUAGUGUGGGUGGGGGAAUGGGUUAUGUGUAUAGGUUUUUGUGGGGAGUGUUUUAAAAAUAUGUAAAGCUGAUGGGUUUUGGGGGGGUUUAUUCGGAAAAGGAAUGGGUUUGUGGUUUGAUAUUAUGUGGCGGGAAAAUUUUCCAAAACUUUGGGUUUUUCCUAAUUUUUUUUUCAAACCGUAAUUUUAAGAUUUUUUUUAUUUCUUUUGGAAAAAAAAUACCAAAUUUGGUUUUUAAAAAAGUUUUUAAAAAAUUAAAAAAUUUAUUUCAAAAUGGUUUAUUUUCCCCCCUUUAAGAAAGCCCCAAAAUAAAAACCCCCUUGGUAAAAGGGAAAUAAAAAAAAGUUUUAAAAAAUAAAAAUAUUGGCAAUUUGGUUUUUGGGCAUCACGAAAAAACCCUUUGUCUUGUGCAAUCCCAACACCUCUCAUCACCCCGAAACACCAUUCCCACAGUGAAGCAUGGUGGUGGCAGCAUCAUGCUGUGGGGAUGUUAUUCAUCGGCAGGGACUGGGAAAACUGGUCAGAAUUGAAGGAAUGAUGGAUGGCGUUAAAUACAGGGAAAUUCUUGAGGGAAACCUGUUUCAGUCUUCCAGAGAUUUGAGACUGGGACGGAGGUUCACCUUCCAGCAGGACAAUGACCAUAAGCAUACUGCUAAAGCAACACUUGAGUGGUUUUAGGGGAAACAUUUAAAUGUCUUGGAAUGGCCUAGUCAAAGCCCAGACCUCAAUCCAAUUGAGAAUCUGUGGUAUGACUUAAAGAUUGCUGUACACCAGUGGAACCCAUCCAACUUGAAGGAGCUGGAGCAGUUUUGCCUUGAAGAAUGGGCAAAAAUCCCAGAGGCUAGAUGUACCAAGCUUAUAGAGACAUACCCCAAGAGACUUGCAGCUGUAAUUGCUGCAAAAGGUGGCUCUACAAAGUAUUGACUUUGGGGGGGUGAAUAGUUAUGCACGCUCAAGUUUUCUGUUUUUUUGUCUUAUUUCUUGUUUGUUUCACAAUAAAACAUAUUUUGCAUCUUCAAAGUGGUAGGCAUGUUGUGUAAAUCAUAUGAUACAAACCCCCCCAAAACCAAUUUUAAUUCCAGGUUGUAAGGCAACUAAAUAGGAAAAAUGCCAAGUGGGGUGAAUACUUUCGCAAGCCACUGUAUACAACAGUAUGUGUACACCCCUUCAAAUUAGUGGAUUUGGUGAUUUCAGCCUCACCCGUUGCUGACAGGUGUAUACAAUCAAGCACACAGCCAUGCAAUCUCCAUAGACAAACAUUGGCAGUAGAAUGGCCUUACAGAAGAGCUCAGUGACUUUCAACGUGGCACUGUCAUAGGAUGCCACCUUUCCAACAAGUUAGUUCAUCAAAUUUCUGCCCUGCUAGAGCUGCCCCAGUCAACUGUAAGUGCUGUUAUUGUGAAGUGGAAAUGUCUAAGAGCAACAACAGCUCAGCCACGAAGAGGUAGGCCACACAAGAACUGGACUGCCGAGUGCUGAAGCACGUAGCGUGUACAAAUCAUCUAUCCUCGGUUUCAGCAGGCACUACCGAGUUCCAAAAUGCCUCUGGAAGCAACGUCAGCUCAAGAACUGUUCGUCGGGAGCUUCAUGAAAUGGGUUUCCAUGGCCGAGCAGCCGCACACAAGCCUAAGAUCACCAUGUGCAAUGCCAAGCUUCGGCUGGAGUGGUGUAAAGCUCGCCGCUAUUGGACUCUGGAGCAGUGGAAACGCGUUCUCUGGAGUGAUGAAUCACGCUUCACCAUCUGGCGGUCCGACGGACUAAUCUAGGUUUGGCGGAUGCCAGGAAAACGCCUCCUGCCCCAAUGCAUAGUGCCAACUGUAAAGUUUGGUGGGGGAGGAAUAAUGGUCUGGGGAUGUUUUUCAUGGUUCGGGCUAGGCCCCUUAGUUCCAGUGAAGGGAAAUAUUAACGCUACAGCAUACAGUGGCAUUCUAGAUGAUUCUGUGCUUCCAACUUUGUCGCAAAAGUUUGGGGAAGGCCCUUUACUGUUUCAGCAUGACAAUACCCCCAUGCACAAAGCAAGAUCCAUAAAGAAAUGGUUUGUCGAGAUCAGUGUGGAAGAACUUGACUGGCCUGCACAGAGCCCUGACCUCAACCUCAUCGAACACCUUUGGGAUGAAUUGGAACGCCAACUGCAAGUCAGGCCUAAUCGCCCAACCUCAGUGCCCGACCUCACUAAUGCUCUUGUGGCUGAAUGGAAGCAAGUCCCUGCAGCAAUGUUCCAACAUCUAGUGGAAAGCCUUCCCAGAAGAGUGGAGGCUGUUAUAGCAGCAAAGGGGGGACCAACUCCAUAUUAAUGCCCAUAAUAUUGAAAGUAGAUUUUUGACAAGCAGGUGUCCACAUACCUUUGAUCAUGUUGUGUACGAUGUCAUGUAAGUGAUGCAGAGAGAUUCUAGAAUAUCUGGCCUCCAAUCAGAGCUUGGGAAAAAAAGAGUAUGAUGAUUGAACAUAUUAGAAAGCUACAAUGUCAUCAGUUUGUUCCCACUGGUAAUGAUGACUUGUCAGCCUGGCUUUUCGGGAUGAUUGAUGUCAUUACUGGAAUGGACUGGAAGGUAUGAUGUCAUCUCAAAACUGAGCUGCACAGCAAAACAUGAUGAUGAUGUAAUCCACAGUGACAGUUAUAGUGACUUGUCUGUUUUUUCUGAUUGACUAAAGCACAGGAAGCCUUACGUCAGUGUCUUGUCAAACUGUUUUAUUUUCUCCCCUUGUCAACUGACCUUUUGUAGAUGAUGAAUGUGAAGUGCGUGCGUUCGUGAGUUUGACAUGGCAUGACAUGGAAUGUUUUGCCUAUUCGUGUGUGUAAGUACUGUACAUGUUUGCAUGUAUAUAUACCACUAUGUAUUUCUUUCAUUCUGACACUACCUUCUCUCCUCUCCUCCCCAGCCAAGCCCAGAACCUCUCUGAGACAGCCAGACCACAGGGUCCGUGGUGUGGGGCGAGGAGAAGGAGGAGGAGGAGGAGGAGGAGGAGGAGGUGGGGGCGGCCGAGGGUCGGGAGGCCAGCAUGGAGACUUCAGACAGCGGAGGGACAUGAGGGCCACCCAAUCAGAGGGAAAGAGCAAUCAGAGCUCCAACCAGAACAAACCAACCAAUCAGAACACCCCUACUACCAGGAAGUUCUCUGUGCCCUCUGAGAGGUGAGUGGUGAUUGUUCGGAAACCAUAAACAGACUGGCUAGACUGCACUAAUCAUUCCCUUAUGACUGAAGGGAGUUAAAUGGAGGAAGAACUUGGCAAAAAGAAAGACAGACUGACGUUUUUUUUCUCUCACCCUGAUGACCUAGUAGUGUGAAUAGCUAUCCUCUGUUGGGGCCGUUUGAAAUGCUGUCGCUGUAGAACGACGCUCUAGAAACUAAAAACGAUGGCCUGUAUUCCCUUGUCCCUGUUAUCUAAAUCGUUAGAGUUACUUACUCUGUUAAAGGUAGAAUCUGCAGCAGGGGGAAUAGUGCCACUGGCCACCCCAGCACGGUUGUUAUUGUUUCUGUUGCGGAGCUGAGGAGUGUCGCGCAGCUUGGUGAAAAACAUUGGAGUACAUAUUUUGCUUGUCUACUGUGCGUACAAUGAUGUAUCUUCUUUGUUGUUGUAAUACCGUUAAGGAUUCCAGCUUUAAGGAACUACAAAUCAGAAUCAGGAACUAUGAAUCAAAGUCAGGAACUAUUAAUCAAAGUCAGGAACUACGAAUUAGAAUCAGGAACUACGAAUCAGAAUCAGGAACUAUGAAUCAGAAUCAGGAACUACGAAUCAAAGUCAGGAGCUACGAACCAGAAUCAGGAACUACGAAUCAGAAUCAGGAACUAUGAAUCAGAAUCAGGAACUAUGAAUCUGAAUCAGGAACUACAAAUCAGAAUCAGGAACUAUGAAUCAGAAUCAGGAACUACGAAUCAGAAUCUGGAACUAUGAAUCAGAAUCAGGAACUACGAAUCAGAAUCAGGAACUACAAAUCAGAAUCAGGAACUAUGAAUCAGAAUCAGGAACUAUGAAUCAAAGUCAGGAACUACGAAUCAGAAUCAGGAACUACGAAUCAGAAUCAGGAACUACGAAUCAGGAAAUGAAAGGAUGAAAAGAAUGAAGACAAGGUUUCUUUCUCUCAGUCACUCACUCUCCACUCUGUGUUUCUUUCUUUGUUAGUCACUCUCCACUCUGUGUUUCUUUCUCUCAGUCAGUCACUCACUCUCCACUCUGUUUCUUUCUCUCAGUCACUAACUCUCCACUCUGUGUUUCUUUCUCUCAGUCAGUCACUCUCCACUCUGUGUUUCUUUCUCUCAGUCAGUCAGUCACUCUCCACUCUGUGUUUCUUUCUCUCAGUCAGUCACUCACUCUCCACUCUGUGUUUCUUUCUCUCAGUCAGUCAGUCACUCUCCCCUCCAUGUUUCUUUCUUUCAGUCAGUCAGUCACUCUCCCCUCCAUGUUUCUUUCUUUCAGUCAGUCAGUCACUCUUCCCUCCAUGUUUCUUUCUCUCAGUCAGUCAGUCACUCUCCCCUCCAUGUUUCUUUCUUUCAGUCAGUCAGUCACUCUCCCCUCCAUGUUUAUUUAUCUGUCAGUCAGUCACUCACUCUCCACUCUGUUUCUUUCUCUCAGUCAGUCACUCACUCUCCACUCUGUGUUUCUUUCUCUCAGUCAGUCACUCACUCUCCACUCUGUGUUUCUUUCUCUCAGUCAGUCAGUCACUCUCCACUCUGUUUCUUUCUCUGUCAGUCACUCACUCUCCCCUCCAUGUUUCUUUCUCUCAGUCAGUCAGUCACUCUCCACUCUGUUUUCUUGCUCUCGGUCAGUCACUCACUCUCCACUCUAUGUGUUUCUUUCUCUCUUUCUUUCCUCUGUCCUCUUCGGUCCUCCUUUUUUUCUCUCUGUCUUCCUUAGUGACCUGAAGGAGAAUAGCAUGGUGAAUGAAUGGCGCUGGAACCCACUGGUUGGUUAAGUGGGGAAAGCCAUCCCUCUCUCCCUCCCGCUCACUCUCUUUCCGCCCUGUGUGCUUAUUCAGGAGUAGCACCAGAGCUGCAACAGCCUCUCUCUCUCUCUCUCUCUCUCUCUCUCUCUCUCUCUCUUACCCCUUCUGUCUCCCUCCGCUCCCUCCCUCUAUCUCCCUCCGCUCCCAUUUUUUCCGGCACAAUCUGGGCACCGGCAGCUAGCUAAUGAAAACAACUGAUGUGUAUCAGUGGCACUCUCUCACCAGACAAGGGACCACAGCAGAGACCGGGGUGGCAUGACUGAAACCAUAGGGACAAGGCAGACUAAUCCCUCUCCUGUCCUACUACAGAUGAACAGCCCAAUGAUUCAGCAUGUCUGGAGUAGGACAGUUACUUUCAUCAGCCUCAAAUCAAAGGCAGAGAGACGCGCAUGGGAGCACACUGGCAGUGCAGCACACACACAUUGAUAUAUAUACACACACACAGAGAUACACACACACAUAGAUAUAUACACACACAUAUACACACAGAUAUACACACACACACACAUCAAUAUACACACACACACACACAUAGAUAUACACACACAUAUACACACAGAUAUACACACACACAUGGAUAUACACACACACACAUACCCACACACACACACACACAGAGAUAUACACACACACACAGAUAUACACACACACAUACACACACACACAUAGAUAUACACACACACACACACACACAAACACACACACACACAUAGAUAUACACACACAUACACACACACACAGAUAUAAACACACACAUACAAAUAGAUAUACACACAUAUACACACACUUUUAUCUGUAGCUCAGCUGGUAGAGCACGGCGCUUGUAACGCCAAAGUAGUGGGGUCGAUCCCCGGGACCACCCAUACACAAAAAUGUAUGCACGCAUGACUGUAAGUCGCUUUGGAUAAAAGCGUCUGCUAAAUGGCAUAUUAUAUUAUUAUUAUUAUUAGAACUCUGGGUGGUGUGCAGCCUGUCGCAUGCUGCCACUGAUCACUCAGCCAUUGUCGAGUCACUGAUGGUAUUUGAGUAUAUGUUAGGUCACUCACAUUACAGCCUGGGUUGGAGAGCAACGGAUUACAUGGAAUCUGAUUAUAUUUUUAAAAAACUACCUGUAAUCCGUUACGUUACCAGCUAAAAUAUUGUGAUUAGAUUACAGAUAUCUUUUGAAAAACGAGAUGAUCACUUCUUGGAUUACUUUUAAAUUCAGAAAGGAUGUUUGCGAAUACAAAUACAUUAUGACACCUUUCUGUUUUCUCAAUGACAUUCAAUUCAGCAUGGAAAAAAAGGUGCAAGUUUUAAGUUUGUUCCACCAAAAUGACACACCAAAUGAUGACCACCAAUCAGAGACCAUUAUGAUGACACACCAAAUGAUGACCACCAAUCAGAGACCACUAUGAUGACACACCAAAUGAUGACCACUAAUCAGAGACCACUAUGAUGACACACCAAAUGAUGACCACCAAUCAGAGACCACUAUGAUGACUACCAAUCAGAGACCACUAUGAUGACACACCAAAUGAUGACCACCAAUCAGAGACCACUAUGAUGACACACCAAAUGCGUUUGAUGGAUCCUUUUUGUCUUCUUCUAAUGCCUCUUAAGGAGAAAGUAAUCCAAAAGUAACUGAAAGUAAUGGGAUUACUGAGUUUGGUAAUCCAAAAGUAACUGAAAGUAAUCAGAUUACUGAGUUUGGUCAUCCAAAAUUAACUGAAAGUAAUCAGAUUACUGAGUUUGGUAAUCCAAAAGUCACUGAAAGUAAUCAGAUUACUGAGUUUGGUAAUCCAAAAGUUAAGUUCCAUCCAAGUGAUAUCCACCCUCUGGUUUUUGGCAACGGACACUUUUCAGCAGGAGCCUGCUGAUCGGCAUCUCACAGCCCUCGAUGAACCAACGUUUUGGAUGCAAUCAUCAGCAAAACGAACAGUUACAUACAGUUUCCAUACACCACCGUGCAACAGGUUUAUUUUCCAUUAUAGAAAUAGACGGCACCCACAUCGCCAUUAAAUCACCAUCCCAAAACUAGUUCAACUAUGUGAACUGAAAAGGCUUCCACUCAUAAUGUACAGGUGAUAGGUUAUGUGAUGCGCAACAUACGCUGCUGAAUGUGGUGGCCAGGUGGAACGCACAACUCGUUCAUUCUGCAGAACAGUAAUGUUAGCCUAUACGCCUACAGGAGGGAGCUGUUGAGGAUGGAUAGCUUAUUGGUGAGUGUUGACUAUUAAUUUAAAGUAUAUUUGCCGUUGCUAAAGCAACUUGAACUGUCCUAAUGGUCCUCUCUUUGUAGCUAUGUUUUUAUGUUUACUGGUCAAGCCACAACUGAGCGAGCCAAAUAAAAAGCUUUUGGUUGUACUCAGUCUCUGACGCAAGCGCCUCUAUUUCAGUCAUUGAAAAGUAUUUAUUUGUACCUUUUUUUGGUUGUGCUUUGUAUUUUAUGGUACGGCGUUGUAUAUUCCCCACGGGCUUUAAAGAUAGGAUUUUGACCCUAUAUGGUUAAUUAGGGGCGUUUUAAAGUGCAAACAGCCAAGGUCGUGCACGAUCACUGAGGCUAAGAUCAAUUGGUAUUUAUCAAUGGUUAUCUCCUACCGGUGUGUGUAUGAUGCUCGUAGGAUUGUUUGAUAAAUCACACUUUUAUUAUGCGUACGAACAUUCCUAAGUUCCGUUCGUAAGUAGUAUUUUCGAAUAAUUUCUACGCAAUAUUGAUAAAUGAGGCCCGGGGCCCACAAUUAUCUCUAUCUGGGGAUUUCAAGCAAUGAAUGGCCUGUUAUGGUUGCUGUUCUGCCCGGCGACUCAGUUGUAUAAGGAUGAUGUAUUCAGAAUGUUAUGCUCCUAUUGUCUAAGGUAAUUCUGGGAUGGAGAGGUUCCCAUCAGAGAGCAUUAUGGGUUGUAGGGUGUAAUCAGUGACAUAGAAGGUAGAGGGGCUCACCCAUUGAAUUGAAUGGGGAUGACUGUUCUAGGAAUUAUUAUAUUUCUAUGAGGAUAUCUCAGGCCUCUACACUCUAACACAGGCCUAAUGUUUAUGGAGUAUGAACAGAGUACAGUAGAGUACAGUAUAAUACAGCAGAAUACAGUAGAGUACAGCAGAAUACAGUAGAAUACAGUAGAAUACAGCAGAGUACAGUAGAAUACAGCAGAGUACAGUAAAAUACAGCAGAGUACAGUAGAGUACAGUAGAGUAAAGUAGAGUACAGUAGAGUACAGUAGAGUACAGCAGAAUACAGUAGAAUACAGUAGAGUACAGCAGAAUACAGUAGAAUACAGUAUAGUACAGCAGAAUACAGUAGAAUACAGUAGAGUACAAUAGAGUACAGCAGAAUACAGCAGAAUACAGCAGAGUACAGUAGAGUACAGCAGAGUACAGCAGAGUAUAGCAGAAUACAAUAGAGUAAAGCAGAGUACAGUAGAGUACAGUAUGAAAAAUGUAUGCACUCACUAACUGUAAGUCACUCUGGAUAAGAGCGUCUGCUAAAUGACUAAAAUGUAAAUGUAAAAUACAGUAGUCUUGUCUAGCACUGACUGGGUUGACUGAUUAUUGCUGGCUUCUUCCACCCGAGUUUCUGUUUGGUUCAGGAAUGGGGACACAAACUGCAUUAUGUAUCCAAACAGGAAACUAAACAAAAAGGAAAUGAAACACAAGUAUGUUUGUUAUUCCUCCAUUGUCCUCCAUUGAUUGAUAAGUGUCUGUUUGGACUCCCUGUCAUUUGGAGGAUACAGUAGAAAUUGUUAUUUUUCACUCUUUUCUUUUUGUGUGUUUAGGUCAGACAAAAGGAUGACCCUGCCGUCACGGUUCCAGAACGAAGUGCACGCUCACCUCUCCAGGAACACCCAGAGCAACCGUACGUGGGACACUGACACACACACACACACACACACACACACACACACACACACACACACACACACACACACACACACACACACACACACACACACACACACACACACACACACACACACCUCUAGAUAUGCCCAGCAGAGCAACAGUGAAAUGCCCAGCAGAGCAACAGUGAAAUGCCCAGCAGAGCAACAGUGAAAUGCCCAGCAGAGCAACAGUGAAAUGCCCAGCAGAGCAACAGUGAAAUGCCCAGCAGAGCAACAGUGUGUAGGACAGUUGAAGGACUACAACAGACUGUACUGUAUGUCCCAGAUCAGGGGUUUUAUAGGUCCACAGCAUUGCUGUUUUCAUCUGGGGUGUAGUUCCUCACAGAGAGUUCAGUCUUUACAUCGAAAGUAAAACCUCUUGAAACAGUAAUUUACACAGCUAUCGCUGACCCCUCUGGUUCCUUCACAUUACUGUCCUUUGAGCACAGCACGUCUCAAAGCAAAAAUGACAUUACAGGCUAGAGUUUAGCUUUAGGCUGCUAACUCAUUACUUUCUUCUUAGGAAUAAGAGACAGGUCUAGGAAAGCAGACGUUUUUAGUGUUACCCUGAGGCACCAAAAGUCUCUUGCAAUGUAACACACAGUGUUUUUCUCAGGGCCCUAGACUAUAGCCGCCUGGUCAGGACAGACUCCUGGACUUAUAUAUUCCAUAUCGUCCCAAAAACUGUGCAACAACAAGUCUAUACCUGUAUUAUUUCAUACAAAUCGUGCCUAACCAACUUCACCUAAAACGCCCUCCUCUUCUUUCCUCCUCCAGCUCCCACAAACCUCAACGGAAAUGCCGGCUCUGGGAAGCCCAAGCCACAUCACUACCCCAAGGACUACAACCCCUCAUCCGGUGGGAACUACAACCCCCAGCAGGUGCAGGGGCGUAUCAGAGAGGUGCUGAACAAGUACAGUAAUGGUUUCUGGUUGUCCAAGCUGCCUCAGCUCUACAGAGAACUGUACAAACAGGACCUGCCUAGUGAAGCAAUCAAAGACUUGGAGCACUGGAGACACAUCUGCACCGUAUGUACUUGUAGUGUAUUUGAGGUUUAAAGAAGGCUUCUGAAGUUUGUAAUUUCUACUUUGAAAUUUCAGACUUGAUAUAUCUUUACGAAAAAUGUAUCAACCCCUAAAAAAAUGCCCAUUAAUUAUAAUCCACAUUUCCUGUUGCUGCAGGAUUAUUUUCCUGCUGUAGCAAACUAGCUCAAAUUAAGAUCCUGUAUAUAUUAGAUACAGCUUUUAAAAAAUAAACUGAAAAUAAAAUAUGAAUAAUUUAUAGCUAAAUAAACAUGGUUUGAGUGUAAUACUGAUAUUGUACAUAGCGUUUUAUUUUCUAGCCAAACAUGUUCUAUGUUUACAUGGAAUUCAACAAUAACAUCAUGAUAAGCAUCCCUCAUCUGGUUCGCAAUAGCAAAAAUAUUUGCACCUUUGGGGUCCCGAGUGGCGCAGCGGUCUAAGGCACUGCAUCUCAGUGCUUAAGGCGUCACUACAGACCCCCUGGCUCGAUUCCAGGCUGUAUCACAACCGGCCGUGAUUGGGAGUCCCAUAGGGCGGCGCACAAUUGGCCCAGCGUCGUCCGGGUUUGGCCGGUGUAGGCCGCCAUUGUAAAUAAGAAUUUGUUCUUAACUGACUUGCCUAGUUAAAUAAAGGUAAAAUAACAGUUGAUACUCUCUAAGUCAAAUAGCCUGUAAGUCACCACAACUGCGUAGCAUAUGGUGUGAUUUAUAAUGGCAGUAUUAUCCUUAGUUUUAGAUCUGGGCACAUAUGUAUCAAAGUCUCGUGCUGAUUUAGGAUCUGUUUUGACUAUUAGAUCACAAUGAAUAAGGUUACAUGAACAGGAAAGACCUGAUCCUUGAUCAGCACUCCUAUUCUGAGAUGCUUGAUACAAAUGGCCACUGGUGGUUGUAGACUCUGUUUAUCUGAAGAAUAUGUCCUCCUGUUCCAGGUAGAGAAACCAUGCAGUAGCAACCCCAAUGAGUUACUCCUCUACCCAGCUAAGGAACCAACACAAACGCAGACCCCAUCCCCUAUCCCUACCAGAGUCCUAUCCCACACCUCCACCCCCUUCACCCCAUCCAUGGACAUCAAGCCCCAGUCAAAGUCCCCUAUCACCCCCACUACCACCACCAUGAGCCCCCUCCCACUCACUCCCCCCUCCUCCUCCCCCAGUCCUCCGGCCUCCCCCUCCAACCUCUCUCCCGACCUCAAACAAAAACUGGGAGAGCUUCUAGUCAAAUACAGCAACGGUCUAUGGGUCCACGCCUUACCCAAACUCUACUUGGACACGUACAAGACCAAAUUCCCCGAACACGUCCUGGAGAAUCUCUCGCUGCUCUCCGACUUCUGCACCAUCGACUACCCCAUGCCGGACAACCCCAAACGUGCCAUUCUGUACAAGAGGACCAGGGAGGACGAAAACCGCAACAGGAGGGAGUCAGUGGAGGAGCGCAGGGCCAGAGAGGAGGUGGGGAGGAGGCUCAGCACCCAGACUGUACCUCCUCUUCUCAUACCCCCAAAGGAGUACCCCUCUGUUUUGGUGGGGGAGGCUACUAAUACCAAUGGAGUCAUACUCAGGUAAGAACCAGUGUGAUAGGCAUGGGAAUCGUUUGGUUGUGGUGCAGUAAGAAUAGGGCAUGACAAUGCCUUACCUGGAUGAAUAGAAAGAAAUGAAAGAUUCUCUCCUCUCUCUCUCUCUUCUUACCCCCCUCCCCUCUCUCCCUGUGUAUCCUCCAUCCAGGUACAUAGGAGAGGGCUACUCCCAGGCGCAGGAGGCUCUGGAGGACAAGAUGAGAGAAUUCUACUGUUGCCAGGACAACAACACCCGUACUGGUGACAACAACAGUCGUACACCCCUGACCUCCCUAACCUCGGGUCAGCUGGCUGCCGUCAGGGCGGAGGACGAGGAGAUACUACGAGCACAAGUCACAGAGGUCAUGGCCGACAAGGUCAAGGUGAGUUCAAAGGUCAAUUGGUUGAAACGUCUAAAUUAAUAAAGAUACAAUGAUUUCUAUAUCGUAGGGUAUAUGUUAUAUUAUGGAUAUAUGGUGCCAUGUUAAUGGUUUAAGGAUAGGAAGAAAGUUUAGGGUUUGACAUUUUAGAAAAUGAAUCACUUCUCUCCACUUCUUUUUCACUGUGUUUUUUGCGUGUCUGUUGUUGAAUCUGUAGGUUUACUACGUGGAUCACGGGUUUUCGGAAGUCAUCAGCAAGGCCAAAGUGUUUGAGCUGCAUGAUACGUUUUUCAAACUGCCUUUCCAGGCCACUAAGUGUCAAUUGGCUGGUGAGUUUUGAUCAAAAUCUUCGACAGUGAAUUAUAAAAUCAACAGCGUUGCAGUCAGAUGUUUGGAUUCAGUUUCUUCUUCUUAAUGAAGUGUCUGUCUGUCUGUCCGUCCGUCUGUCUGUCUGUUUUCCUAUGCAGGUCUGGAGCCUUUCUGCCAGGAGCCUGCUGUCCUGAAAAAGUUUGAGUCCAUGGCCAGCGGCAAGAUCCUGUUGGCUGAGAUCCUAGAGAGAGAGCAGACCCCAUUGGUGGUCCUGUACGACACGUCGCAGGAUGAUGAUGUUAACAUCAACGCUGCAUGUAUCAAAGCCCUGCAGGACAAGACUCUGGCCAGCCCCCUACAGGUGGGUUACUGUCAGAGUAGAGGAGAGGGGACGGGAGGGGAGGGGAGGAGAGGAGAGGGGAGGAGGAGAGGAGGGGAGGGGAGGGGAGGGGAGGGGAGGGGAGGAGAGGAGAGGGAGGAGGAGAGGAGGAGAGGAGAGUACCUGUACCACUGUCAGUGGGUUGAAUACAUUCUUGAGCAUCUUUCAUCAGUACUGUAUUAAUCCCUGUUUUUCAGUCCAUAUUAUUUUACUCUGGGGUAAUAUCUAAAUAGUAGUUCUCCAACAGAUUCCCAGACUCCAGAUGCACCUUUUAAAAAUGUUUAAAUGAGUGGAAUGGGAUCAUGUCUAACCCAGCCAUGGAUCUCUCUCCCACUGUAGGUGAACAGUGCCUAUAUGAACGUGGCUGUGAGAAGUGUGUGUUCAGACGGGACAAUCUACUGUCAGCUCCCGUCUCUAGGUCUGGCCAAACUCACUGAGAUCCUGGAGAAGGCUGAGGCAUACUUCCACUCACAGGUGUGUGUGUGUGUGUGUGUGUGUGUGUGUGUGUGUGUGUCGUCUUCUGAGGAGGAUGCUGAGAGCCAGACACAGUUGAGAUUAAGGAACAUAAUCUGGGGUUAAGACACACGCUACUUAGUUGAUCUCAUCACAUGACACUGGAACUGACUGACUGUCAAUGACCCAGUGGUAACAUAGUACCUACCCUAGUCUCCAGUUAUCAUUCACUAAGACGGAAAGUAUUCAGACCCCUUGACUUUUUCCACAUUUUGUUACGUUACAGCCUUGUUCUAAAAUUGAUUAAAUUGUUUUUUUCCUCAUCAAUCUACACACAAUAUAUUGACCUUGACCUGAAAUGUUCUGCUUCAACAGUCUGAGUCAACGUAGAUCUCAUGUUUGUUUUUUUUGCCCGUGUCUGUCUCAUGUUGAUGACAUAAUCCUGUCCUAUACUGAUGACAUAAUCUCUUCUGUGUGGCAGGUGACAUCAGAGUUCCUGGUGUCCAGACCGUUCUGUGGGAAAGUCUGUUUGGCACGCUACAAAGGCAAAUGGUCUCGUGUGGAGGUGAGAUGGAUUCUAUUACCAAUACAGUCAAUAGCUGAUGUGGCAAUGAUAGAUACUGCAUGUCUCAGCUACAGUUCUGCCUAAAGGUCAUACCAUCUAGCUUCAGUUUAACCCACAAUGAAAGAUGUGGAGCAGAAGAUGACUUACCUGGAAGGAAGUUAAUUGUGAUAGUUAAUUAGCUAAAUGUUACACCAAAUAUUGUACAAAAUGUAUACAGAUGGAGGAUCUUAAUUUGACCAGUAUUGUCACAGCAAAAGAAUCCUGCAGCAACAGGAUUUUAACAUUUAGUCCAUAAUGUUGCUUGAUCGGUGGUUAGGCUAUUAGCUGGCCAAAAUUAAGCUACAUGAAAAAUACUUUUAUUAUAACCGUGUGUGUGGGGGUUUCAGUGAAUUUAUGUAAAUCAUCAAGCUCAUCUGCAUUUGCGGUGCAGGAAAAUUCUCAGCAACAGAAGAGUGAUCAAAUUAAGAUCCUACAUCUGUAGCACACAAUGCUAGCACAUCCUAGACAACCAGGUCAUAUGUUCCCACACUUUCUCCACACUCUUUCCCUGUAUUCUUCACAGCGGCCUAUCUUUCACCCUCCCUCAUUCCCCUGUUUCUCCUAUAGAUCACUAACCUCCAUGGUAGUUGUGUGUUGGACAUCCUCUUCAUAGACCUGGGGGUGCAGGCCUCGGUGGAGGUGUUUGAGCUGAGGGAAGUCCCACCUCCUUUCCUACGGGACCUGAUUGCCAUCCCUCCACAGGUCAGAACAUGGAUGGGGGGGUAGUCUGACGUGCAGUAGUCUCUCUAGAGAUGGUGAAGUGUUGUCUGGGUAAUGUAGUCUGACGUGCAGUAGUCUCUCUCUAGGUAGUGAAGUGUUUUCUGGGUAAUGUAGUCUGACGUGCAGUAGUCUCUCUAGAGAUGGUGAAGUGUUGUCUGGGUAACGUAGUCUGAUGUGCAGUAGCCUCUCUCUUGGCAGUGAACUGUUGUCUGGGUAAUGUAGUCUGACGUGCAGUAGUCUCUCUCUUUAGGCGGUGAAGUGUUGUCUGGGUAAUGUAGACUGACGUGCAAUAGUCUCUCUCUUUAGGCGGUGAAGUGUUGUCUGGGUAAUGUAGUCUGACGUGCAGUAGUCUCUCUAGGCAGUGAAGUGUUGUCUGGGUAAUGUAGUCUGACGUGCAGUAGUCUCUCUAGAGAUGGUGAAGUGUUGUCUGGGUAAUGAAUUCUGACGUGCAGUUGUCUCUCUAGAGAUGGUGAAGUGUUGUCUGGGUAACAUAGUCUGACGUACAGGAGUCUCUCUUUAGGCGGUGAAGUGUUGUCUGGGUAAUGUAGUCUAACGUGCAGUAGUUUCUUUAGGCGGUGAAGUGUUGUCUGGGUAACGUAGUCUGACGUGCAGUAGUCUCUCUAGGCAGUGAAGUGUUGUCUGGGUAAUGUAGUCUGACGUACAGUAGUCUCUCUCUAGGCGGUGAAGUGUUGUCUGGCUGAGCUGACUGUGAGUGGUGUGGGUUCCUGGACUCCAGACGCUGUUCAGUGGCUCCGAGACGCCGUGCUCAGCUCUACAGACUGCAGCAUGAAGGUGAUGUAUUACACCUCAUUUUCCUCCGUGUGAUUGGGUAUGCUUUAUAUAGAACUCAUCUUUUUUGUGAGUGUGUGACACCUGCCAAUAUCAAUUCUGAGAAUGUAUCAACACACACACACACACACACACACCAUGCACACACACUGUAUACUCACACUGAGAUACAAAUGCACACACAUACUCCUGUCAGUCUCCCUGACAAGUGACCAUUGUAAACUUACAGCGGAAUUCUUCUUAACACUGAUAGAUCGUAAAUUACUGUUUUAUAUCUUUACUGUUUUAUAUCUUUACUGUUUUAUAUUACUGUUUUAUGUUUUAUAUCAUUAUAUCCUGUUAGUAUGAAUAUACCGUUUUUAUAAAUCUUUAGAGAUUGAAAAGUAGUGUUAGGUUUAAGCGCUUUGUGUAUGAGAAGUGUAAAUAUUUAGUGGUAGACGGUAGGAAUGUGUACUCCCAAUAACUCAAGGUGCUGACUCAUAAGAAGUCCUGUGAUGUGUAUGGAGGAGCAUGGAGAAAUCCUGGAUGAUGGAAAAGUACUGAAAUACAUUUUUGUGGAAGGGAGGGGGUGAGAGCUCAGGGUAUAAAUGGACACUGAAUUGAAUGUGUUUAUUCAGCUGGUACCUCUUCGCUGAGUAAACAUUGGAAACGUCACUCUGAGUUUGGGCUAUUUUGUAUGAUAAAUAUGUUUAUUGUAUAUUGAGAUAUUGGGCUUAUUAUCAACCCCCUCCCUCCCUCCUUCCCUGCCUCCAUCCCUCCCUCCCUCCCUCCCUCCAUCCCUCCCUCCCUCCCUCCAUCCCUCCCUCCAUCCCUCCAUCCUUCCACAGAUCGCCAAGCUGGACAAGACCAAACACAGUGUAGUCCAUGUCUACCUGUUCACCGACAAGAACUUCCAAGACCCCGCGAGGAGUCUCAACCGUCAAAUGGUCGCCUCGGAUCUCUUCAAACACAGAGGCGAUGUCUUCCUCAGGAGCCACAGGUAGGGCUGGGAGUCUAUUCCAACAAGUCAGUUCCUGAUUCCUACACAGUGUGGAAUCUCCUGCCGUUGUGCGAACUCCGCUUUCUCGUGGGGUUGGGGUAAAGGAAAAAUACACAUUUGAGUGGCUCUGUGACAAAUGACAAUAAAAUAUAUUUCAUCUUCUCUUAUCACAGCCCUUCCAAGACCUCCACCUGUACCUCCACUGCCACCCUCACCUCCACCCCCAAGACCUGCACAACCACCCCCACGCCCAGCUCCAACGGGACCAAGCCCCAGCUGAGACACGCCCACUCGGGCUCGGCACCGAGGCCGACGGGGAGUACAAGCACCCCUCCUGGGACUCCCCCACCUCCCUCAUCCACCACACCACACAAGCUGCCCCUGCUGCUGGAACUCCCCCCUGCAGGUCAGUACCAUAUAUUUAGGAUGUGUCCUAAAUGACACCCUAUUCCCUAUUUAGUGCACUACUUUUGACCAGAGCACCAUUUAAAUAGUGAACUAUGUAGGGUUAUUUUAGAACGGACACCAUGUUAGCACCUUUGAGCAUUCCCUACUGUCCACAGAUACAGUCAGAUCCCAAAUUAUUGGCACCCUUGAUAAAGAUGAGCUAAAAAGACUGUAAACAUUUUUAGCCAGACUUUUUUUGCUAAUCUUUAUCAAGGUUGCCAAUAAUUUGGGAACUGACUGUAUCUACAAAUGCAUUGUUUUAUACAAUAUUUUAAAAUUUUAUCCGUUUCCUGACCGAGUUUUCCUGACCAAGAUGGCCGAUAUUUAGUCAUGUUGCUAGGAUGCCAAAGUCCAUUCUAGUGUUCUAUAUGUAAUUCUAUGGUCCAAACUCUCUCUAAAUCUGUCUCUGCUGCAGGUCAUAACAUGGAUAUCUAUGUGUCGGUGGCGUGUCAUCCGGGCCACUUCGUACUGCAACCUUGGAGAGAUAUGUACAAGCUGGUGGUUCUGAUGGGAGAGAUGAUCCUGCACUAUAACAAAACAGAGGCGAAGCCUCUCAAAGGGGAGAAGAACCAGAUAUAUGCUGCCAAAGUGGAGAACAAGUACGUUUGUUGGUAGUGGAUGGGAGCCGGGGGCAUAUGGGGGGGGGGGGGAGGGUGGAAAUGUGUCUUGGGAGAGUGUUAGGGCACUGUAACCCAGGAGUGUGUUAGGGCACUGUAACCCAGGAGUGUGUUAGGGCACUGUAACCCAGGAGUGUGUUAGGGCACUGUAACCCAGGAGUGUGUUAGGGCACUGUAACCCAGGAGUGUGUUAGGGCACUGUAACCCAGGAGAGUGUUAGGGCACUGUAACCCAGGAGUGUGUUAGGGCACUGUAACCCAGGAGUGUGUUAGGGCACUGUAACCCAGGAGUGUGUUAGGGCACUGUAACCCAGGAGUGUGUUAGGGCACUGUAACCCAGGAGUGUGUUAGGGCACUGUAACCCAGGAAGUGUUAGGGCACUGUAACCCAGGAGUGUGUUAGGGCACUGUAACCCAGGAGUGUGUUAGGGCACUGUAACCCAGGAGAGUGUGUUAGGGCACUGUAACCCAGGAGUGUGUUAGGGCACUGUAACCCAGGAGUGUGUUAGGGCACUGUAACCCAGGAGUGUGUUAGGGCACUGUAACCCAGGAGAGUGUUAGGGCACUGUAACCCAGGAGUGUGUUAGGGCACUGUAACCCAGGAGUGUGUUAGGGCACUGUAACCCAGGAGUGUGUUAGGGCACUGUAACCCAGGAGUGUGUUAGGGCACUGUAACCCAGGAGGUGUUAGGCACUGUAACCCAGGAGUGUUGCAUAACAGAUUGUGUUAGGGCUCUUGUAAAGAUAGUUGAGGCACUGUAACAGUGUUACUUAAAUUAGCACCGAGUGUGUUGGGCACACCAGAUGAUUCAGGAGUGUGUAUGAGAGAUUUGUGUAGGGCUUCUUGUAAGAUAGUCUGACUGCAUUCAUUAACAGUGUAUUAAAUUAGUCACCUAGUUUAUUUGGGCACCCAGACUAAGGAUGAACUUGAAUUAACAAACCUCUUGAUUGAAUUAACUUGAUUAAUUGACCUCUCUGUGCCCUCCCAGUUGGCACCGUGUGCUGGUGAAGGGGGUGUUGACCAACGGUCAGGUGUCGGUCUAUGAACUGGACUAUGGUAAACAUGAGCUGGUCAGCAGCACACAGCUCCGCCCCCUCAUACAGGAAUUCCGACAGCUACCAUUCCAGGGCAUCACCGCACAACUCGCAGGUAACUAAGGAGCAUUGCCCCAGACAACCAUAUACCGUAGACUUCAGAAUGCACCCAGACUGCAAAAGAAUCAGCAACAACUGGUUCUUCUUAUUUGCACAUUUUGGAAAAAGAGUUAUGUCCCUUAUAUGGCUGUGUUGCUUUUAUUGUUAUUGUUGAUGUGAACAAGGACCUCUGGAAGCAUCUCUACAUGUGUCACAUGGUCCUUGAGCUCGUUAAUGUCUAGAUAAGUCAAUUCAUUCUGAACAUACAGAACGUUUGAGUAGGAAGUCCUGUGGUGGCCAGGAUAGCAACUGAACUGAGAAAUUACUUCAGCAUUGCAGUCAUUAGUUUAGAGAAGGGGUGUCAAACAUACGGGCCCGCGAGGGGGUCCAAUCCGGCCCACAGGUGGUAAAAAAAAAGAAAAAGUGUUUUGUUGUUUUUGGGGGGCGAGGGAACUAAUUCAAUAUACUUUAAAAUUACUCAAACCAAAUUUAUACUGUGUAGAAAUGAUAAUGGACAUAAAUGUAUACUGUUUUUAUACCUCACUAAUAAUCACAGAAAUUAAAGCUAGACAGUCAGGGAGCAUCGGAAAUUCCAACAAUGAUUGAUAGAGGACUAUCUUUUGCAAAUUUUGACGCCAGGAAAUAUAACCAAUUUUCAAUGCAGCCCUCCGGACCUUGUUGAAGACCGAAUUCUGCCCCCCGGGCAAAAUGAGUUUGACACCCUUGGUUUAGAGGAUAUUUGAUAUAAAUGUUUUACUUUACAUUUUGUGUUUCCUUUUCCUGAAAUUAAAAUCCCUUUUAACUUGCCUAUUUCUCAUACAUAAUUCCUAGGAUAGAUUUUUUUCAUAUGAAGCUUGUUGAUUGGCUAACAUUUCCUCUCCACCAAUAGGAGUGAAGCCGAGGCAGUGGUCGGAGGAGGCUUCCAUCGUGUUCCGGAACCAUGUGGAGAAGAAGCCGCUGGUGGCCCAGCUGGAGGCGGUACAGGAAGCGGAUCACCCCUGGGACAGGAAAUUGACUGUCUUCCUGGUCGACACCUCGCAGGAGGAGAGGGACAUCUGGGUUCAUGACAUCAUGGCCGAGUUCGCUGACGAACUCACCAAAGAAGGGUAGUUGGAUAAACCCUGCAUCUAGAGUGCUGGGUAUGGCAGGAACAACU